Aspergillus ibericus CBS 121593 is the source of this 2654-nucleotide messenger RNA. Its product is annotated as putative phosphoketolase. Lineage: Eukaryota; Fungi; Ascomycota; Eurotiomycetes; Eurotiales; Aspergillaceae. Gene Ontology annotation, molecular function: aldehyde-lyase activity. The record is from RefSeq and is a predicted model, not a curated record. Gene Ontology annotation, biological process: carbohydrate metabolic process. The transcript is spliced from 8 exons. Bases 158 to 2578 code for a protein of 806 amino acids.
UUCCUCUCAAACCGCUGUAACAGGGGGAUAUUUAUUUCCUUGUUCCCACGUGUGGUCACUAGCCAGAUCAAUUACAGACCCUGAAAUCUCGGACGGACCCUGAUACUUAUCAUCGUACAUAUAUUAGUUGAUCAAUUGAUCUCAGGAUCAGCUCACCAUGCCUGGGGAAAUUAUUGACAGGCCAAAUCCCAAGGCCGAGCCAUCGCAUAUUCCGGAUCUUGUCGAGCAAUUGCAGGUCAAGUUGCAGGAGACGGCUUUGGAGAAGCCUGACUACGAUGGCCUGCUGAAGUUCCGUCGCGCAGCGGCGUACAUCGCGGCUGCCAUGAUCUUCCUCCAGGAUAAUGUGCUGCUGAAACAGAACCUAAAACACGAGGACAUCAAGCCCAGGCUUCUUGGCCAUUGGGGCACAUGUCCUGGACUGAUCCUCGUAUACUCCCAUUUGAACUAUCUCAUCAGAAAACAAAACCUAGACAUGCUAUAUGUGGUUGGACCGGGACACGGCGCACCAGCCAUGCUGGCUGCCCUGUGGCUUGAGGGCUCUUUGGGGAAAUUCUACCCCCAGUACUCACGAGACAUGGAUGGUCUUCAUCAACUCAUCUCAACUUUCAGCACAAGCGCUGGACUACCAAGUCAUAUCAAUGCGGAAACCCCGGGUGCGAUCCACGAAGGUGGUGAACUAGGCUACGCGUUGGCUGUCUCUUUUGGUGCUGUGAUGGACAACCCGAAUUUGAUCGUCAGUUGCGUGGUUGGUGACGGAGAAGCAGAGACUGGCCCGACCGCGACGUCCUGGCAUGCAAUCAAAUACAUUGACCCUGCAGAAUCAGGUGCCGUCCUACCGAUUCUCCACGUCAACGGCUUCAAGAUCAGCGAGCGCACUAUCUUCGGUUGCAUGGACAACAAAGAGCUGGUCACUUUGUUCACAGGGUAUGGCUACCAGGUGCGCAUUGUCGAGGACCUGGAGGAUAUCGAUGCAGAUCUCCACAACUCUAUGCUGUGGGCGAUUGGGGAGAUCCACAAAAUUCAAAAAGCAGCGCGCUCUGGCAAACCGAUCAUGAAGCCGAGGUGGCCAAUGCUCGUUUUGCGCACACCAAAGGGUUGGUCCGGGCCCAAAGAGCUACACGGUUCAUUCAUCGAGGGGUCUUUCCAUUCGCAUCAGGUUCCUCUUCCCAACGCAAAGAAAGAUAAGGAGGAGCUUCAAGCUCUGCAGAAAUGGCUGUCCUCGUAUGCCCCCCACGAGCUUUUCACCGAAUCGGGAGACAUCAUCGACGAUAUCAAGUCUGUGAUUCCUGCGGAUGACCAUAAGAAGCUGGGUCAGCGUGCAGAGGGCUACAAGGGAUAUGUGGCACCCGAUCUCCCGGACUGGCGAGGAUUUGGCGUGGAAAAAGGCACCCAGCAGAGCGCUAUGAAGACCAUCGGAAAGUUCAUUGACCAGGUCUUUACCCAAAAUCCCCACACCGUCCGACUGUUCUCGCCAGAUGAACUGGAAAGCAACAAGCUAGACGCAGCUCUUGCACACACUGGACGGAACUUCCAGUGGGACCAGUUCUCGAACGCAAAAGGCGGUCGUGUCAUUGAAGUGCUCAGUGAGCACUUGUGUCAGGGCUUCAUGCAGGGAUAUACAUUGACUGGUCGUGUGGGCAUAUUCCCAUCUUACGAAAGCUUCUUGGGGAUUAUCCACACCAUGAUGGUGCAAUAUGCCAAAUUCAACAAGAUGGCUCAAGAGACGACCUGGCACAAACCGGUCAGCAGCAUCAACUACAUUGAAACGAGCACAUGGGCUCGUCAGGAACACAACGGAUUCUCUCACCAAAAUCCAUCUUUCAUCGGUGCCGUGCUCAAACUGAAGCCCACCGCCGCCCGCGUGUAUCUGCCCCCUGAUGCCAACACUUUCUUGUCCACGGUGCAUCACUGCCUCAAGUCCAAGAACUACAUCAACCUCAUGGUCGGGGCAAAACAGCCGACACCUGUGUAUCUGACCCCCGAAGAGGCCGAGAACCACUGCAGAGCCGGUGCAUCGGUCUGGAAAUUCUGCAGCACCGACGGCGGGCUGGACCCGGAUGUCGUGCUGGUGGGAAUUGGCGUAGAGGUGAUGUUCGAAGUCAUCUACGCGGCGGCCAUCCUCCGCAAGCGUUGUCCAGAGCUCCGGGUGCGGGUGGUCAAUGUGACGGACUUGAUGAUUCUUGAGAACCACGGACUGCAUCCCCAUGCUCUGACCACGGAUGCUUUCGACAGCCUGUUUGGCACGGACCGGCCAAUCCACUUCAACUACCACGGAUACCCGACUGAGCUGAAAGGCCUGCUCUUUGGGCGACCCCGCCUGGAUCGGGUGACGGUGGCAGGGUACAUGGAGGAAGGAAGCACGACGACGCCAUUCGACAUGAUGCUGGUGAACCAGGUGUCACGGUUCCACGUGGCGCAGGCUGCGGUGAUUGGAGCGUCGCGGCGGAAUGAGAGGGUUCAAGUGCGCCAGCAGGAGCUGGUGACCGAGUUGAAUCACAAUAUCGUGGAGACACGCAAAUACAUUAUCGACAACCGCAAAGACCCCGACGAUACAUAUGACACGCCCUCGUUCGAUUGAGGCGAGUAGGCAACAGAUCCCAGCAUGGGGGCACAUUGAAAAGAAUGACCCAUGAUUAGAGAUAGACCAGAAUCCC